Messenger RNA from Lytechinus pictus (painted urchin), 9365 nucleotides. RefSeq names its product tyrosine-protein kinase STK-like. Gene Ontology annotation, biological process: innate immune response; protein phosphorylation; cell differentiation. The transcript has 8 exons. Lineage: Eukaryota; Metazoa; Echinodermata; Echinoidea; Temnopleuroida; Toxopneustidae. Gene Ontology annotation, molecular function: non-membrane spanning protein tyrosine kinase activity; signaling receptor binding; ATP binding. Bases 576 to 1691 code for a protein of 371 amino acids. The record is from RefSeq and is a predicted model, not a curated record. Gene Ontology annotation, cellular component: extrinsic component of cytoplasmic side of plasma membrane.
GAACUUUGUGAAAUCUUGAAAUCUACGCUGAAAAAUGUUCACACUGAAGAUCACCAACACAGAUAGGCACACGUGGGACAGUGUAUUAUUAUUGCUAAAAUAAAGACCCGACGGAAGUGACCGAAUCCGCGCUUAUUUUGCUUAUUUCUCAGCAAUCACACAAUUUCUUCCAGAAUCCUUUGGCACAUAUUUUUUAUUCAUACAAACAGACACUUAGGUGGUCAUUAUAUUAGAUUCUGUAAAAAGUCAUUUUUAGAUCGUUACCAAAACUGGAAUUUAUCUUUAAUUGAUACAAAAAUUAACUAAAUGUAAAAAUUAAUGGAUACAGCGGCCUUAAAUGAGCAUUGAAAUUAAAAUUAUUGCAGCCAAGUUUGAUAUAGUUCAAAUUUGACAUAUGAUGAUGGAUACUGUUAAUAAAUUUAACAUACAUGUAAUUGAUAUCAUCAUCGAUAUUAUUUUUCAUUUUAUCAAAAGCAUUAAUUGUACAUAAUUGGUGAAUAACAAUCUGUUUCUGGUUUUCUCUUUUCAGCUGGUAUUUUGGAAAGUGUGCCCGCAAAGAUGCAGAGAAGAAGUUGAUGGUGAUUGGUUUAUGUAAAGGACAGUUCAUAGUGCGAGACGGAGAAGCAAAUCCUGGUACAUACUCGUUGUCUGUGAGAGAUCAUGAUGUCCAGAAGGGAGAGCAUGUUAAACAUUACAGGAUACGCAAGAUGGACGGAGGACAGGGGUUCUUCAUCACCCAAAGAAGUGUCUUUCCAACGCUUGCAGAGUUGGUUCGUCACUACCAGAUGAACGUCGAUGGCCUGUGCUGUAUCUUAACCAAAGCUUGCCCCAAGGAGAAUCCAAACACUAUCGGUCUUGGUAAGGACCGAUGGGAGAUCCCUAGGGAUUCCCUCAAGAUGACCAGAAGACUCGGACACGGUCAGUUUGGUGAAGUCUGGCAAGGAGUAUGGAAUGCCAAUACACCUGUUGCUGUCAAGACUCUGAAGGAGGGAACCAUGUCACCAACAGCCUUCCUGGCUGAAGCCAAUGUCAUGAAGAAAGUCAGACAUGAACGCCUCGUGCAGCUGUAUGCCGUCUGUUCAGACAGGGAGCCAAUUUAUAUUGUGACAGAGUUGAUGUCAAAUGGAAGUUUACUGGACUAUCUCAAGGAUGGUAAAGGCAAAGAUACCAAGCUGACAACUCAUGUUGAUAUGGGGGCACAGAUUGCGAGCGGUAUGGCUUACCUGGAAUCAAUGAACUUUGUUCAUCGAGAUCUCGCUGCAAGGAACGUCUUGGUGGGUGAUGGCAAUAUCGUCAAGGUUGCUGACUUUGGCCUUGCUCGACUGAUUGAAGAAGAUGAGUACAUGGCAAGAGUUGGCGCCAAGUUCCCAAUCAAAUGGACGGCUCCAGAGGCUGCUCUUCAUGGACGAUUCACAAUAAAAUCAGAUGUAUGGUCAUUUGGUGUCCUUCUAACGGAGAUCGUCACCUUUGGUCGCAUACCAUAUCCAGGGAUGACGAAUCGUGAGGUUCUUGACCAAGUAGAUCUUGGAUAUCGGAUGCCCAAGAUGCACCAUUGCCCUGACUCACUCUACGACAUCAUGUUGAAAUGCUGGCACAAAGAUCCCCAGCAGAGACCAACCUUCGAGUUCCUACACUUCUGCUUGGAUGACUACUUCGUCUCGACCGAACCCAACUACAAGGAAGCGGAUUAGCUGGCUAUGAUAAAAUGGACAGUAUACUUGGAGAUCUAUCAUACAGCUCUAUCGUUGAUAAUAAAAUAUAUUUUGUUGAGGUGCAUGAAUGUGCGUCGUUUCAUGGGAAGAGCUACCAGUAUGGAUGUUCGUAUUUACUAAAACGGGACAUCGCCAGAACUUUGGGACCUGACUCUGUUUCUCAGGUUUCAAAUGAAAUCCUCUUCCUUCAAAGACAUCUGGAGGAAUAUCGUCCAGGAACAAGGGAGCGUCACUCCUCCUUUCAGGUUCUGAUUAAAAUUGUUUUCCUUUAAAGACAUCUGGAUGAAACUUCCAGAAACUAAAGGCGACCGCACACCUUACGAUUGGUCUGCGACCCGGUUUCAGAAUAAAAUGUUGUAGAAUUUGAUGCUAAUAUUGAGACUUGGAAUAUCUUACUGUGUAAUGUUCGAAAUCAUCGUACCAAUACCUAUGUACAAAUCUGUGACUAUGCUUUCAUCCUUCUUAGAAUAAAAGCAAAUUUAAUAUCUAGUCGUAAUGACGUGAUAGCAGUUGUACAAUUGAAACUAAUUUGGCCUUUACUCCAAAAUAAAGGUUUGCAAUCUUUCAAAAUGGUUAUAUUAGUAUUCUUUCAAUUAAUUUUAACCUCAGAUAAAAUGAUAUGUUCCAUUCACAUUUUCAGAAAAUGGGCAAAGUGCGAUUUGUUCAAAAUUUGGAUCGCGAACAGUCGUAAGGCGUGCGGUGGCCUUAAGAUGGAACUGCGACUUUGACUCUGGUGUAUCGUGUCCCCGUUUGAUAAAAAUCACGUUUUCUAUAAAAUAAUUGAGAUUUUUACCUUCAGGGCACUGCAACGACACUCACUCUUUGGUAGAAGUGCUUCACUUGUCAAUUGAGUGAUCUUUCUUUUUUAAUGGAAGAUUCCAUCAUAAAUGACAAGAUCGAUCAUUAUCAAACAGGGGGUAAUAUCAUGAAGAUUUUUGUCAGCGAUUGUCAUUGAUUUUCUCCGACUACUGGGCCAAUCAGAUGCAAGGAUUUUCAGUAGCUUGUAACAUCUGUCUCGGAAAAUCACUGACAAAACUUUUCGUGAAACACUCCACAAGACAUGAUGUCCCAAGAGAAUUUCUUUAAAAAAAAAGCUAUUUCUGAAAAAAAGUCCAAAUCCCAAUUAUUUCUGACAUCCAGUCUUACAAAUAAUGUGCUACAAAGAUUUUUUUUUCUUAACAUGUGUUAAUUGGAAUGCAUCAUGCCUGUAAUAACUUGUACUGAUUAUUAUCCUUCUGUGACAGUUUACUGUUUGAUAUUCUGUCAUUUAAUAUUCCAAGGGGGAAGAGGGAUCAUUCCAGUAAUGAUUUUGUAAAUUAUGGUCACUUGAUUUUAAACCAAUGUGUAUGUAUAUAAAAAGUAAUGUAAAAAGUGCAAAAUAUAUUAGUCCUAAUUACAAAGCUAUUGUGAUUAGUUUAAAUAUGCCAUCUCUGUUGUCUUUGCCAAACAGGUUCUUAAUGAGAAUUUUAGUUUUUUUUUAAUUUGUAAUCUAUCAUUGAAGCUCAUGGUGCAGGAUUUCAUACGUUUGGUUUGAGUAUUUGGAAGGAAAACUUUUAUAUUUCAUUCUCAUCUCUCAUUAAUGGAAAAAAUAAAAACAUGUGAUUGAUAGUAUUGAAUUGAAGUCAGUAGCAACCAUUUGCAAAGCAAUGACUAUCAAUGGUGUGUAGAGCUACAAUCUUGUCUUAUCUAUACUUUGCAAACAAAGCAAGGAGGUACAUGUAAGUGGAUUGUAAAUUAAAAUUAGUUAAUUCCUGUAUACAUCAUGCAUGUACAAACCGGUGAUAUUAUAAUUCAUCUGUGUAAACACACCCUCAUCAUGUAUAUGGGUCAUUCAGAUCAGAAGGCUGGCUCUAAGAUACUAUUUUAUUUAUCAUUUGAUAGGAGAAAAUAUUUUUAUACUCAUCUCAUGUUUUUAGAGACAUUUCAAUACAUUCCUUCUCUAUUUCCUUAUCUCGCUUUGGGUGUUUAGAAACCAAAGGACUUGUUUCAAAAUCAUUGAAUUUUAGAAAAGUAAUUUAAUCAUUUUCUACCAAGCAAAAACUACAUGUACAGUAUAUACAGUACACUUCAUAUGUUUCCUAUCAGUAACAUUACUAGGAGACACAUACUACUUGAAUUGAGAUUUUCUUGGAAGAAAAAUAUUAGACAACACUUGUCGCAAAAUCAUGGAUUUUUAGUUAUGAUCUCCUAUUCUCGACAUUUGAUUUGAUCAACAUAUUGAGAGUACUGUUUCACUUCACUAUGUAUAGAUUCAUGGCAUAAAACAGUAACUGUAUUUUCUACAUUUUAGUAUGUUUUUAAUUCAAUCAUGUGGGAAAUAUAUAUAUUGGGUUUCUUGAGUGUACAUUUCACAUUCCAAUGACUUUGUACACAUAGGUGAAUGUAUUAUUGCUUUUUCAAAUAUGUAAAUUGGUAAUUAUGUUCCUGCUUCGAAGGUUCGCAUGGUAGUAAGAACGGGUGAAGGGGUUUGUAUGUAUGGUAGGCCUACAUGUAGAAAUGGUAGUCCUGAAAAGGACUACUUUUGUUCCCUUAUGGUAAAAGUUCUGAAAAGAAUGGUCUUUCGUGACGAAGCACAGAGCAUGAUGUUCCAAAUGUGGAGACCGAUUUAAGUUCUUUUCAGAACUUUUACUGAAAGAGAAUGAAAUAGUCCUUUUCCAGACUACCUUACAUCCAUGGUUUACCCGCAAAUCCUUUAACCCAAAUUGGUAAUUUGAUGAAACAUAAAAUGUGGUACUGUAUGUUUAUGUUGAGAACUUGAUAUGGUUAUAUUCUACAGUUCUUUCAUAACGCUUGAAUGUAAAGAACAAAACCUAAGGAUGUACAAACAUGAACCAGUACCUCAAUUUUUCAAUGACAUUUGGUAUAAUUUACAGAUUUUUUUUAUUUUUGAGAUUUGGGACUCGUAUACAUUGCCUGAUUGAAAAGGUCACUAUUAAGCAAGAUAAUGGAAGGGAUCUAUUUUUUCUUGAAAAUGCCUAUUGAAAAGAGAGAUGGGUUAUCAUGGACCCUGUUGUGUGCUCUUGAGUUUUCCAACAAUCAAUGUCGAGAGAUAUUCCACAGACAUUGUGAUGGACGGAUCAAGCCAAGGACGAAGGUUCAAAUCCUGUGUCAUGUCUUUCAGAUGCUGAUAGCCGGUUCUUGUACAUGAAUCAACCAAUCAUUCUCAUUUUCAUAGAUUAUUUUUUUUACUCACUCUAAGAUUUAGAUAUUUUCAUGCCUUAUGAAAGUAACUUAUUUUCUUCACAUGAUACAUUAUAUCUCAACUAUUAUUGGUUUCUUAUUUUUAUAGAUUUUGAUUAUCCUUCACUCUUAUAUUUUAGUUAAAAACAUUGUAUUCUUUUGUUCUUCAUGAAAAAAAAAAUCAUGUUACUAUUAUGUGCCAUGUCAUACGUGUAAAUGUAGCAUUGUGUAUUAGAAUUAUUGGUGUUUUGGACCAAUCUAGAUCUAUUCCAUACAUCUACCUACACUUAGUGUAGCCUACAUGUACAUGUAGUGUAAAUAUUCUAUCUUUGCUACUUUUUUGUCUAUUUUCAUUGAUUUUUUUUUAAGUACCUAGAGCUUUCUAUGAAGACUCUGUACAGUGCAUUUCAUUUUCAUGUGGAAUAUCGAGACAUUAAUGGUGCGUUUUUCGAUAAUCAAUGAUGGUGUAAAUUUACCUAUGCAUGUACAAUGUUUUAUACAUGGUAACCACCUCAUUACAGGUAACUUUGCUUUGUUGGUAUUAAGGUCAAAGGUCAAGUGAUGUCAUACUGAUUGUGCAUGUAAUUUUUUUUUUUUUAUUUGAUGAUGUCAUAAUGGAAAUAUGACUUUGUAGUGUCAUUGUAAGUCUGUGACUCAAGCUUACUCUGACUGGGACACAGCUUGGUUUGACAUUUUUAAAACAUUUUUAUUUUCCUACAAACCUAUACAUAUGUUCUCUAAUUUAUCUUUUGUAGAAUCACAGCCUUAUUUUCAAGAAAUAUGAUCGGUUUGCAAUUGCAUUCAUUUUGAAGAUCAACUUCAUCUCUUUCAAAGAUAUUCAAGAAAUUUGUAUGUAAUAUGUUGUAUGUGGACUUUGAAAACCUACAAGGAGAUGCACAUUUCAGCCUGUGGGUACAUGUGAGGACUAAGAUGUACUCCUUUCUCUUCGAAUGACCUGUAAAUACCACACACUUUUGUAUUAAAUGUCACUGAGUAAAUUAAUCAGGAUUUUGAAAUUUUGUAAAUAAUGCAGUCUUUUGAGAGUAAUAAGGUGGAAUAUACUAAAAAUGAUUUUGAUAUGUAUAGAUUAAAAACUCCAUGUUAUUGCAAAUCCAUUUUUUAUAGAAUCCCAUUUUAUAUACACCAGAGGGAAAGAUAUAUAGCCUCAAUUAGAAUUCAAUCAAAUUGUUAAAAUGUUACCAAAACAUACAUCCAGUGUUUAACCCUUAGACUUGUAUUGUAAAAGCUUUAUAUUGUUAUUCAAUGAUUUAGUAGAUGUUAUAUAGACAUUGAUAGUGAGUGCAAGGUCUUUGCUUCCUGGAAAAAUGAAAGGAAAACAGAAUCUUCUCUUGCCAAUUUGUAGGAUGCACACUAGUAUACGUACAUGCACUUUGCUAUAACACUUUAUGUACAACAAAUCAAAUGGCAAUGACUAGUUUGAAAUGAUUUUAUUAUGAAAUCCAGCGAGGCAUUGGAAUCAAAUCUUACUUGAAAUUACGUCAGGGGUAUGUGGAUAGCUAGGAUGUUAUUAUCAAAAUUGUCUAAAUUUGAAAUGUUAUUGAAUCAGGGAGUAUCUCAGAAAUUAAUUUGUUACUCAUAAAUGCUUCCCUAUUUAGUUUGUGUAUGUGUGCUUGGUCUCUGUUCUUUCACCCCCUCCCUCAUCUAUUACAAAUCUUUAAAAAAUACUAAUGCCCACACGACCCUGAACGUCAGUCUCUCUGGCCGUUUGCUUCCUAAGUCCAGUUUAUGAUCAUGGAAACUCAUUUAUUCAGAACUGGGAAGAAUGGAUUCCUCUGUAUGGGGGCUGUUUAUCUUCUUGUCCAUGACAAAUUGUAUUUUACGCUGAACCGAGCUGUUCAAAGGGUUGCUGCUCCUAAAGAAUUUAGCCAGUGUAAACCAACAUAUGUAAGGCAAGCCAUAGCAAGAUGUCAUUUGUGCUAACUGGAAGAAAUUCUUGAUAAAAGAAUACGAUUAAAUGAUGAAUAGGUUUGCUAUAGGUACGCUGGCUAAAAGUUGUCCAGCUGUUGGAAUCCUUGAUACAUAUAUGGGUUCUUUUACAAUUUAUCAGGGCUAUUUCUUUUAUUUUAGGCUCAAGUAGCCAUUUGACUGUGUGUAUUUUGGGGGUGAUUCGGUAUACAAGAAUUUGUAGAACAUAAAAUGUUUGAGUAAAUUAUUGCAUCGUAAGAUGACGGUGAGGUAUAUUACUCGCCUAUAUACAUAUAUGAUAUAGACCAAAUGAAUAUAUUUCAAGCCUUUUUCUUAAGCUGGUGUUUGCUUUUUGAAUAACAGCAACAAUUUUCUAUUUCUUUCUGGACCAACCGUUCCAACACUUAUAUCUGAGUGCAUAAUGCUCAAUUCAUUCUAACAAUUAUACAUUAAUUAUUUAUUGAGUUUGACUGGUAAAAUGUCAAUAAUUCUAAACAAAACCAAACUCAUUACAUGGAAGCUUUUACAGGGUUAGAACAUUUGUUUUUAAUUAAGUUUUAACACUUGAAAAUUUUUAUUGUAAGUGUAUCUCUAUAUCUACACUGUAUUGGUAUUAAAGCUCAGUCAAUAUUUUCUAUUCUUGACAAUUUCGUAAAUAAUGAACAUUUUUUGCUUGUCUUACCCUCAUUCUUAUUUGUUCACAAACUGCUCAAGCCCUGAUUGUGUAAAUAGCAUUACAACCUUUCAUGUGAACUAGAAUACAGAUACGAAUCAUUCUUAGAAGGUCCCACAUUAAGAGGGACGGACAUGCAUACUUUAUCAAAUUGCUCUUCUGCAUUACCGCUACAUGAUAAUGAUAUGUACUACAGAAGCGUUUAGAACCAAAUAGGUCUACCAAAUACUAAUCAUCAAUAAUAAUGAAAGAAAAGUUCCCACUUUUUGAAUGCACAUUUUUAGAAAAUGAUAUUUUCUGUAUCACUGUAUAGGUACUAUAUCGGAAAGAAUAUGAUUCUUUUCCCACAUCAACUAUGCUUGUAAAUAAAUAUAACUUUACAUCAGAUAUUUUUAUGCAUGUACAUUGUAUAGAAUUUAAAUGAUUUGAGAUCGGCAGGAGAUAGCAAAGUAAAAUCAAAGUUUAUUUUUUAUGAAAUAGAAUGCAGAAAAAAAAUGUUUAUCAAUUUCAAGAAAUUUCAAAAGAUGAGGGUAUUAUCCGAUGUAGCAUGUUUGAAUAUUUUUUUUAUUCAUUAAUUUUAUCAUCCCUCUAAGCUUUACACUAUCAAGUUUAUGUUAAUGCUGAGGUUAUUAUUCUUUCAAUUCAUAAAGUGUAACAGAAAUUAAGACUUCACUCCAGUGUGUGGCUGUUUGAUUAAGGCCUUUGGCGUAUUGUUGAUAAAUAUGAGGGUUUUUUGUAGAAAUGUGAUAUGAUGUUGAUAUGAUUAUGAUCAUCUCUCUGGUAGGAGAGAUUUUUCUUUCUUUCACAAUCAAACAAUAUUCAACUGUUUUUGGUAGGCUUUCCUUCGAUGCAGAAAACUUCAUUAGGGCCAGUUUCACAAAGCUUGGCUCUUGAUCAUAGAGUUGAUUUUAUGAUUGAUUACAUUCAUAAUAUGCAAUCAAGCAUACAAAUCAAAUAUGUGAUCAAUCGCUUAUCUUUGUGUAACAGGUCCCUGACCUUUGCUACAGCUGGCUUAGUUUUGUUAACGCAUAGGAGACUGAGUCCUCAUCUAUGUGGGCUGGAGUGUAUGGAAAACAUGUGUUAUAUAUAUUUGUAGCGAGAUCAUUCAGUCUUCAACGAGUCUGUUUGUGGUUGGACUCCCAUAUCCAUAGUGAUUUUGUACAUGUAUGUUAACAGUCCAUGAGUAUAAAAUUUAGACCAUAUGCAGCAUCGCAGGAAAAUGCAUUUUGAAAUAAGUUUUCUUUUCUGAUUACGUCACUUCAAUCAGAAAUGAUCCCUUUCAGUGAUACAUUGUAUCUCCGGUACUUUUAAAACAAUAGUACAUUUUCUAGUACUUGGUCAAGCUUUGUAGGAUAUAUACCAUUGCUUGACCCAGCAUCAUGUUUUUAUCAAUAUAAAUGUAUAUGGCCUUAUACUAGUACUUUUUUCAGUUUAUUUCAUAUUGCAUCGGAAUGCUGCAUAAAUGUGUUUUGAAAACAAUGAUCUUAAAUGUUUGAAUAAAGAAGUGGUCAGCUAUAUCAAAAAUCAAACCAAAACAAAAUGACAUUUACAUUAUUUGUAAUAAACCAAUAUUUUUCUCUAACUAGGCUGUGUAUGAUGAAUGAGGAAUGAGAUACAUGUCUUUUUAAAAUUUACAAUAUAGCACUUUUACAUUGUAGAUGUACAUGUAGCGCCAGAUUUUUAAAGAAAAGUUCUAUAAAUAUAACCCAGUACACUAUUGUCAUAUUGUUAUCAGUAGAUAAUUGUCAACUAUACACCCAUCACUAUUUUACUAGUACUUUUUAUAGAAUUCUUACAAUAUGUAAUGCUUUGUAUAUUAAUUAAAAAAGGAACACUUUGUUUCUCUCUGCAAUAAAUAUAAAAGAAGUAAAAGA